UGUAUUUUGAAAAACAGUGACCGGAAGUGAUGUUGACUGAACGAGAUGCGAUCAGUCAUGGUUUGGUGAUGCGCAGCUCCUGAAGCUUGAGAGCAGAAAGACAAAGAAGAUCAACAAAGGGCACUGUGACCAUGACUCCCUCCGUCCUUCUCUUAUUGGUCGGCCUCCUCCUGCUGAGUCCAGCCUCCUCUCAGCCCAUCGGCUCCUCGGUGCAGGAUCUGAAUAAUAGGAACGCAGACUUCGCCGCCCGUCUGUACCGAGCUGUCUCCAGCAGGACCGACGACAACGUCUUUCUGUCAACUUUCACGCUGUCUGCCGCGCUGUUGGCACUGCUGAGCGCCGCCAAUGGGCCGACUCGGGAGCAGCUGCUGCAAGGACUCAGCCUGACGGGCCUGGACUCGCAGAACCUCCCAGAUCUGUUUCAGAGUCUGAGCACCACCGUCCAGCAGGGGAGCCUCGAUAUGAACCUGAGGGAGGCCGUGUACAUCCUUCCCGCCCUAGGCUUUCAGGUGUCGUCGGCUUACCUGGACCUGGUUCAGACGAAGUUUAGGGGGAAUGCUCAGAGUCUGGCCUACACGGUGCCGCAAGAAGCCGCCAACACAAUCAAUCUCUGGGCCCAGGAGAAGACCGGAGACAGCGUCAAGGAGCUGGUGACUGAUCUCGACCCCCAGACCCAGCUGCUGCUCGCCACCGCCGCCGCCUACCAGACCCGGUUCAGUCCAUCUUUUAACGCGUCUCUGACUCAGGAUGAGCGUUUCUAUGUGGACAAGUAUCACGUCGUCAUGGUUCCCAUGAUGUUCCGGACCGAUAGGUACUUCCUGGCGUACGACCGCUCUCUGAAGGUCGGCGUGCUGAAGCUGCCGAUGGCGGGCGGGGCAGCCAUGUUGGUCGUGCUGCCUGAUGAAAAUGUGGCUGUCACUGCAGUCGAAGAGGAAGUGACCGGAGAAAAGAUCCAGGCCUGGAUCAGACAGCUGAAGAAGACAAAGUUGGAGGUGCAGCUUCCUCGCUUCCUGUUGGAGCGUUCCUACUCUCUACGUGACAUCCUGCAGACUCUCAACAUCACUCAGGUGUUUCAGGACGACGCUGACCUCAGCAACAUGGGCGGAGAUCAAGGACUCAAACUAACACAGAUUUAUCAUAAAUCUGUCAUGUCCGUCGAUGAGAGCAGCGAUGACGUCACUGCAGGAGGCGGAGUCAUUGUGUUUUCCACUCCGACUCCUCGACUGACCGUCAACAGACCGUUCCUCCUCAUCACCUAUCUGCAGACGACCAGCACUGUGCUGUCGAUAGGCCGAGUCCUUGACCCCUCCAGGAAAUAAAAGCAGCCGUCCCUGCCCAAAGACUAGAUGUAGUAUGAUAAUAAAAACUACAAGGAGCACAACCAAGUAUUUGAUAUUUAUGAUCUGAAAAACGGUCAAUAAGUGGAAUAUCAAAGAUAUGCACACAUAUAGUGAUAAAAAAGAAAAUCAUAUAUUUAUGAUAUACAAUAUAUUGGUAAGACUAUAACGUAAAAUUUAGAACAUUUAAUAUUGAUAUUAUUUUAAUCAUCCAGCACCUUUUUAAUAAUUUUGUUUCUUUCGUUUUGUAGACUUCAUUUGGUAGACUUUGCAGUUCUGGUAACAGACUCAAACACAAACAUAAUGGUGUUUUUGCUUAUCAUACUAACUAAGUCUUCGGGUACAAAUAGGUUAAACUCUAUUCCAGUGUUCCCUAACCUGAGGCCUGAGACCCCCCAAAGGGUCAUUAAAUAUAUUUGAGGGGUCCUGAGACAAUAUUCAAUAUAUCAUAUUUAAACAACUGUAAUUGGAUGUAUUGUGAUGAAAUGUGAUGAAAUGUGGUUCAUCCUUCAUGUUCCCUCAGGAUGAACUUUGGUGGUCCUCUGACUUUUCAUCAGGUCAACAUUUUAAUGUGUCCACUACUUUGGUUUAUGACCAAAUACCUCUAUAACUAAUGACAUUCCACUGGACAUUGUGUUUACUGAUAAUUAGCUAAUCUUAGCAUGCUAACACGCUAAAACUAAGAUGAACAUGUUAAUUAUUAUACCUGCUAAACAUCAGCAUGUUCGCAUUUAGCUCAAAGCACGGCUGUAGACUCCUACUUUUCUUUUCUUUAAUGUUACUGGAUUGUAUUUCUCUUCAAACUCUAAAAGCAAGUUAAAGAACAUUUAAAAAAGGGAUUUUUAAGUGGUCACAAACCAUAAUGGUUGGAAAUCUGGAGAACAAUAACUAAUUCAUGCUCUGGAUUUAUAUUAAACACACCUUUUACUCUCUCUUGGAUUUAAUGCAUUUUACAUAUAUGGACAUCAAACACAAUGUUGUGUAAUCUUUGAGAUAACAAACAUAUUUUACAGGUUAUUUAGUGGUGAUCUGAGGUGAUGGUGAUGCCUGGGAGUAGAAACCGUCAACCAACUAAAGAAGGCUUCAAAAAUGUCUUGUUCAUGGACCAAACGCUGACAUAUUUUAUAUGAUAUUAAAUCCAGAGCAUUAGUUUGUUUUUCUCCUCACCAAAACAAAUACGAGGUAGUAUUACAUGUAAGUAAUUGCAGUAGUAGAACUACCACUAGGAGUAUUAUUUAGGGUGAUGAGCCUUAUUUGAGACAUUAGAGUUACUGAUGUAACUGUGGUUCUCUGAUUUGUGGAUGACUGACAUUAAAACAAUUACAAAGCUCUGAUACAAACAGUUAAUAACAGGAGUCAGCUUGACUUUAUGUUUAGAGCUUGUUAGUAAACGUUAGCAUGACAACCCCUAUCAUAGCAUUAGGUACUAUAUGUCUGAAAACCCUUCCUGUACUUAUUUAAUAUAUAUAGAAUUAUAAUACAACAUGUGUACAACCUGCACUGUAAAACAUUAAACAUUAAAAUGAA
This is a messenger RNA of Cottoperca gobio, 2864 nucleotides long. RefSeq names its product protein Z-dependent protease inhibitor-like. Bases 132 to 1319 code for a protein of 395 amino acids. The record is from RefSeq and is a predicted model, not a curated record. Gene Ontology annotation, molecular function: serine-type endopeptidase inhibitor activity. Lineage: Eukaryota; Metazoa; Chordata; Actinopteri; Perciformes; Bovichtidae. The transcript has 6 exons. Gene Ontology annotation, biological process: blood coagulation.